This is a messenger RNA of Indicator indicator, 2364 nucleotides long. RefSeq names its product ubiquitin like with PHD and ring finger domains 1 (gene UHRF1). NCBI's taxonomy places the organism in Eukaryota, Metazoa, Chordata, Aves, Piciformes, Indicatoridae. The coding region runs from base 1 to 2364 and encodes 787 amino acids. The record is from RefSeq and is a predicted model, not a curated record. The transcript has 16 exons. Gene Ontology annotation, biological process: negative regulation of gene expression via chromosomal CpG island methylation. Gene Ontology annotation, molecular function: protein binding; ubiquitin protein ligase activity.
AUGUGGAUCCAAGUGCGAACUAUGGACGGGAAGGAAACCCACCGCGUGGAUUCCCUUUCUAAACUCACCAAGGUGGAAGGUUUGAGGCUACGCAUACACGAGGUUUUUGGGGUCGAACCACACCGACAACGGUUAUUCUACCGCGGAAAGCAGAUGGAAGAUGGACACUCCCUGUUCGACUACAGCGUUGGACUCAACGACAUCGUGCAGCUCUUGGUCAGACAAAGCCCAGCAGUGCUUCCUGCUGCUAGCAAGGAGAAGGAUUCCGAGCUCUCCGACACGGACUCCGGCUGCGGCUCCGGCCAGAGCGAGUCGGACAAAAGCUCCCACAAUGGGGAGGCUGCCCUGGAGCUGGAGGGGCCCAGCACGGCCACGCAGCCAGACUGGACCGACCCCGGCUUUGGCCUCUACAAGAUCAAUGACUUGGUGGAUGCUCGAGAUAUGAACAUGGGAGCGUGGUAUGAAGCCCAGGUUGUAAAUGUAACCAGGAAAAAACCUUCCAAUGUGGCUGCUGCCAGCAUGGAUCCUGAUCAGCCAACAGCUGUUCCUGAGGAGGAUGUAAUAUAUCAUGUGAAAUAUGAAGGUUACCCAGAGAGUGGAGCUGUGCAGCUGAGCUCCAAUGAUGUCCGGGCUCGGGCAAGGACUAUUCUGAAGUGGCACCAGCUGGAAGUGGGACAGGUGGUGAUGGUCAACUACAACCCUGAUGAGCCGAACGAGAGAGGCUUCUGGUACGACGCAGAGAUCCUGCACAAGAGGGAAACCAAAAUGAGCAGGGAGAUAAAUGCCAAGAUCUUGCUUGGGGAUGCUGGGGAUUCCCUGAAUGACUGCACAAUUACCUUAGUGGAUGAGAUCUAUAAAAUUGAAGAGCCAGGCAGUGCCAGCUCGGUGAGCACUGGCCAACCAAGACGAAAAUAUGGACCUGUGUGUAAAGCUUGUAAGGACAACCCCAACAAGACCUGCAGAGUCUGUGCCUGCCACAUCUGUGGAGGUAAACAGGAUCCAGAGAAACAGCUGAUGUGUGAUGAGUGUGAUAUGGCUUUCCACAUCUACUGCCUCAACCCUCCCCUUAGCAGCAUCCCAGAUGAUGAGGACUGGUAUUGCCCCGAGUGUCGAAAUGAUGCGAGUGAGGUGGUUUUAGCAGGAGAGAAAUUAAAAGAGAGUAAAAAGAAACAAAAGAUGGCAUCUGCUAAUUCAUCCUCACAGAGAGACUGGGGCAAGGGCAUGGCGUGCGUUGGGCGCACGAAGGAGUGCACCAUCGUCCCCUCCAACCACUAUGGACCCAUUCCUGGCAUUCCAGUUGGCACCAUGUGGAAGUUCAGAGUUCAGGUGAGCGAAUCUGGAGUUCACAGGCCCCAUGUAGCAGGUAUCCAUGGCAGAAGUAAUGAUGGUGCCUACUCCUUGGUCCUGGCAGGGGGCUAUGAAGAUGACAUAGAUCAUGGGAAUUCCUUCACGUACACAGGGAGCGGAGGCCGGGAUCUGUCUGGAAACAAACGCACAGCAGAACAGUCCUGUGACCAAAAACUCACCAACAUGAACAGAGCUCUGGCUCUGAACUGCAGUGCCCCCAUCAAUGACAAGAGUGGAGCUGAGGCCAAGGACUGGCGAGCUGGGAAGCCGGUGCGGGUGGUGAGGAACGUCAAGGGAGGCAAGCACAGCAAGUAUGCUCCCGUAGAAGGCAACAGAUAUGAUGGGAUAUAUAAGGUUGUGAAGUACUGGCCUGAGAGAGGGAAAUCAGGGUUCUUGGUGUGGCGAUACCUACUGAGGAGGGAUGAUGAAGAGCCUGCUCCUUGGACUAAAGAAGGGAAGGAAAGGAUGAAAAAGCUUGGCCUAACAAUGCAGUAUCCUGAAGGUUAUUUGGAAGCUGUUGCAAACAAAGAUAAGGAAAAAGAAAAUGAUGGAGAUGAUGAGUUUGAUACCCCAGGGAAAAGAAAGAGGAAAAGGAAAUCAGCAGGUUUGUGGACUGGGGAGGGAAAACUCAUUAACUCUCCUGCAAAAACUCCAAAGAAAACUAAAGUUGAGCCAUACAAGCUGACAUCCCAGCAGAAAUCACUUAUCAAAAGUGAUGAAGCCAAUGAAAAACUGUGGAAUGAAGUACUAGAAGCUCUCAAAGACGGACCGAAAUUCCUAAAUAAGGUGGAAGAGGCCUUCUUGUGUAUCUGCUGCCAGGAGGUGGUGUUCCGGCCGGUGACAACUGUCUGCCAGCACAACGUCUGCAAGGACUGUUUGGACAGAUCCUUCAGAGCUGAGGUGUACAGCUGCCCUGCCUGCCGCUACGACCUGGGCAAGAGCUACAGCAUGCAAGUGAACGAAGGCCUGCAGAGCAUCCUGGCUCAGCUCUUCCCUGGCUACGGCAACGGACGGUGA